This is a messenger RNA of Nasonia vitripennis (jewel wasp), 2123 nucleotides long. RefSeq names its product iron-sulfur protein NUBPL (gene Nubpl). Gene Ontology annotation, cellular component: mitochondrion. Bases 392 to 1360 code for a protein of 322 amino acids. The record is from RefSeq and is a predicted model, not a curated record. The transcript has 6 exons. Gene Ontology annotation, biological process: iron-sulfur cluster assembly; mitochondrial respiratory chain complex I assembly. NCBI's taxonomy places the organism in Eukaryota, Metazoa, Arthropoda, Insecta, Hymenoptera, Pteromalidae. Gene Ontology annotation, molecular function: ATP-dependent FeS chaperone activity; 4 iron, 4 sulfur cluster binding; ATP binding.
CAUGUAUGCGUGGAUUGUGAGCUGCUAUAUUGCUGCUAAGGCCUAAGCGGAGGAGCCAGAAAAACUGCGCCGCCCUUGUGGCAGGUGAUCGAACUCGGGUCGGAUGAGCGGACGACAACAAAUUUUUUCGUGCUAUAUAUAAGUAUUUUCAAAGAGGGAAAAUUGUUGCUCGGUGCCGAUGAUCGAACUCGUGGUUUAUUUUGUUGAUUAUUGUUGCAAUUAUUGUAUUUUGAGAGGAAAGAGACCGCGCGCUUGCAUCGAGGGAAACUUUGAAAGUGAAGGCUGGAACUUGAUGUGAGUUGGCUGCGGUGUUACCAAAUUUUGUCGGCGAAGGUUAUGUCGGUUUGUUUUUUUCUCGUAUACCUUUGAAUUUUCUUUUCUUUGAGAAAAUAUGGUCCCGGUCGUAGCUAUGGUGCGGAUGAAAAUGUCAGCUUUCACAAGGAAAAUGAUUAUCGAAAAGUGCCUCGGACUGCAGCUCAAACGGCAUUGUUCUUCUGUUAAUUCAUCAAAGUCUAAAUCGGAUAAUUUGACAGAAAAGCAGAGAGAAAUGAUGGCGAGAAGUCUUCCAAAACAAAAACCAAUCCCAGGAGUCAAGCAAAUACUUAUUGUUGCAUCAGGUAAAGGAGGAGUGGGCAAAUCAACAACUUCUGUGAAUUUAGCUGUUGCUCUAAAAGCUAUGGAUCCAAGCAAAUCAAUUGGUUUACUGGAUGCUGAUGUUUUUGGACCUUCAAUUCCAUUGAUGAUGAAUUUGCACGAGUCUCCUGUUUUAAACAGCAACAAUUUAAUGGAACCCUUAGUCAAUUUUGGAGUCAAAUGCAUGUCUAUGGGAUUUCUAAUAGAGAAAAAAUCUUCACCCGUGUGGAGAGGACUCAUGGUAAUGGGUGCAAUUGAUAGAUUAUUAAGACAAGUAGCCUGGGGACCAUUGGACUAUUUAAUUGUUGACACUCCACCUGGUACCGGAGACACUCAUCUUUCACUUGUGCAAAACCUUCCUAUUUCUGGAGCAUUAUUAGUGACUACCCCUCAAAAAGCUGCUGUGGAUGUUACAAGAAGAGGAGCAUCCAUGUAUGACAAAGUGAACAUUCCACUGGCUGGAAUAGUUUCAAAUAUGACUAAUGUAAUAUGCCCAAACUGUAAAAGUGAAGUUCCACUUUCAAAAGAUGGUACUGAUGGUUUGGCCAAAGAAUUAGGUAUCAAGAUUUUGUGCAAGAUUCCUCUUGACGAUGAUAUCAUGGAAUGUUGUGAUAAUGGUAAACCAGUGGUACUUACUGCUCCAGAUUCUGCAUCUGCAAAAGCAUACAAAAAAUUGGCACAAGAUGUAACAACAUUUUUAAAAGAUCAACCAGUCAAUACAGGCUAGUGGUUCUAAAUCUCUUUACAAGCUUCUCCUACGUACAAACUACACCUGUAAACUUAAGGAAAAGAAUGAGAAGCAUUGACCAAGGUAAUAAAAUGGAAGGUACAUUCACUAGUAUACAUUCGAGACCAGAAGCAGAGGUGCAUGAUGUGCCCAUGAACGUUUUAAUUAGACCAUUUCCACCUUCUGUUGACAAUGAAAAAGUCACAAGCUUGAUGGAAACUUUGAAUAACCCUGAAACUGAGAAUUUGGUACCACCAGUGGAUAUUCUGUGGAUUAAAGGCCGUAACGGAGGGGAUUAUUACUAUUCAUUUGGUGGCUGUCACCGUUAUGCUGCACAUCAGAGGCUGGGCAAACCGACUAUUAAAGCAAAAAUCGUUCAAUCCACCAUAACGGAUUUGAGAAGUUACCUUGGGAAUUCAACUCCUGACUUAAAGUGAAGUUACACAAACCUUUUAUAUACAUUUUAUAUAUUUAUACUCGUAAUUUGUUGUACAAAUGCUUUGAAUAUCCAAAAAUAAGUUGUUUACAUCGUAAUUUUAAGUAAGGCUAUUAAUAAAUGAAAUGUUUAGAUUUUAACUGGGAGAAUCUAAUUAUUCACUUCAAACUUAUUGUAUGCUAAUGUCAUGUGAAAUGAAUUGUCUUGAAACAGUUAAAGUGUUGCUAAAAUAGAAUCAACUUUGCAUUUCAAAAUAAACCGAAAGUUCAUCUUGAUUAAAAUGAUAUGGAAAAAGAUUUAAGUGAAAAUAAAUAGACGCUACUAUUA